UUUCUAUCCGUUUCGUUUGGUUGACUUUGAGUAUUUUUUGUAUAUAUAAGAACACGUUAUUGUAAUCCCACUAAAUUGGGAGUUACACAAUUUUAAACAGCAUAUUUUCCUUUGACAGAGUGAAGACAGGGCGGCUUGAAAGGUGGAGUUCAACACUUCGGAGUAACCCGAGCACCUUGCUAACUAGUAACGUUAACGUAGUAGUCUAACGUUAGUUCCAGAGGGGAGCCGAUCCAACGAAACCAUGGGGAACCGGGGGAUGGAAGAUUUGAUCCCCCUUAUCAACAAACUUCAGGACGCUUUCAGUUCCAUCGGCCAGAGUUGUAACUUGGACCUACCGCAAAUUGCUGUGGUCGGUGGGCAGAGUGCUGGAAAAAGCUCGGUCUUGGAAAAUUUCGUUGGCAGGGAUUUUCUUCCUCGAGGAUCAGGCAUUGUCACCCGUAGACCUCUGAUCCUGCAGCUGUGCUUUAACAAAGCCGAGUAUGCAGAGUUCCUACACUGUAAAGGGAGGAAGUUUGUGGACUUUGAGGAGGUCCGGGCGGAGAUCGAGGCGGAGACAGACAGGAUCACAGGCUCCAACAAGGGCAUCUCCCCCAUCCCCAUCAACCUCCGGGUCUACUCCCCUAACGUGCUAAACCUGACUCUGAUUGACCUGCCGGGGAUGACUAAGGUGGCAGUGGGGGACCAGCCGCUGGACAUAGAGCACCAGAUCAGGGACAUGCUGCUGCAGUUCAUCACCAAGGAGAGCUGCCUCAUCCUGGCCGUCACCCCCGCCAACCAGGACCUGGCAAACUCAGACGCCCUCAAGAUCGCCAAGGAGGUGGACCCACAGGGUCUGCGCACUAUUGGCGUGAUCACAAAGCUGGACCUGAUGGACGAAGGGACGGAUGCUAAAGACAUCCUGGAGAACAAACUGCUACCUCUGCGUAGAGGUUAUAUCGGCGUGGUGAACCGCAGUCAGAAGGACAUAGACGGCAGGAAGGACAUCCGCGCUGCGCUGGCUGCUGAGAGGAAGUUCUUCCUGUCUCACCCGGGCUACAGACACAUGGCCGAGCGCAUGGGCACCCCACACCUGCAGAAACAACUAAACCAGCAACUGACCAACCACAUCAGGGACACUCUGCCUGGGCUGCGCAGUAAGCUGCAGAGCCAGGUGCUCUCCCUGGAGAAAGAGGUGGAGGAGUACAAGAACUUCCGUCCCGACGACCCCACACGCAAGACCAAGGCCCUGCUGCAGAUGGUGCAGCAGUUUGGGGUGGACUUUGAGAAGCGUAUCGAGGGCUCUGGGGACCAGGUGGACACAGCGGAGCUGUCGGGCGGUGCCAAAAUCAAUCGGAUCUUCCAUGAGCGCUUCCCCUUCGAGCUGGUCAAGAUUGUGUUUGAUGAGAAGGAGUUGAGGAGGGAGAUCAGUCAUGCCAUCAAGAAUGUCCAUGGUGUCAGAACGGGCCUGUUCACUCCCGACCUGGCGUUUGAGGCCAUUGUGAAAAAGCAGAUCAUUAAGCUGAAAGAGCCCUGUAUCAAAUGUAUCGACCUUGUCAUUCAGGAGCUCAUCAACACAGUCAGGCAGUGCACCAACAAGCUGGGUUCCUACCCCCGGCUGAGAGAGGAGACCGAGAGGAUCGUCACCACCUACGUCAGAGAGAGAGAGGGCAAGACCAAGGACCAGGUGAUGCUGCUGAUUGACAUUGAGCUGUCCUACAUCAACACCAACCACGAGGACUUUAUAGGCUUCGCCAAUGCCCAGCAGAGAAAUACACAUCAGAACAAGAAGAGGGCCAUUCCAAACCAGGGUGAGAUUCUGGGACUGAGAGAGGGCGAGCAGGAGAAGGUGAUCCGCAAAGGCUGGCUCACCAUCAACAUCAGCAUCAUGAAGGGAGGCUCCAAGGAGUACUGGUUCAUCCUGACCGCAGAGUCACUAUCCUGGUACAAGGAUGAGGAGGAGAAAGAGAAGAAGUACAUGCUUCCCCUAGAUAACCUCAAGCUGAGGGAUGUGGAGAAAGGCUUCAUGUCCACCAAACACGUAUUUGGCGUCUUCAACACUGAAUCCAGGAAUGUGUAUAAGGACCUGCGUCAGAUUGAGCUGGCCUGUGGCACCCAGGAGGACGUGGACAGUUGGAAAGCCUCCUUUCUGAGGGCUGGGGUCUACCCUGAGAAGGACCAGGUGGACACUGAGGAUACGGCCCCGUCAGAAACCUUCUCCAUGGACCCCCAGCUGGAGAGGCAGGUGGAGACCAUCCGUAACCUGGUGGACUCCUACAUUGGCAUCGUCAACAAGUCCAUCAGGGACCUCAUGCCCAAGACCAUCAUGCACCUCAUGAUCAACAGCGCUAAGGACUUCAUCCACUCAGAGCUGCUGGCCUACCUGUACUCGUCAGGUGACCAAAACAGCCUGAUGGAGGAGUCAGCUGACCAGGCGCAGCGCCGCGACGAGAUGCUCCGCAUGUACCACGCCCUCAAGGAGGCACUGCACAUCAUCGGUGACAUCACCACCACCACCGUGACGGUCCCCGUGCCGCCGCCCGUCAACGACAGCUGGAUGCAGGAGGCCAGUCCUACCCCCCAGCGCCGCCCCCCGGCCGCAGCAGCCCCUCCCCCAAGCCGUCCUCCUGCAGUGAGUGGCCCAAGGCCGGGACCACCCCUCAACCCCUCCCCAGCAUUUGGGGGGCCCCCCAUCCCCUCUCGCCCAGGCCCGCCUCCCAUUAACGCCUUUGGCAGCAACAACCAUCAGGACCCUUUCAGUGCCCCCCCACUGAUCCCCUCUCGGCCCGCUCGCAUCCCCCCUGGCGUGCCCAGCCGAAGACCCCCUGGCGCUCCUCACCGGCCCACCAUAAUCCGCCCUGCCGAGCCCUCCCUGCUAGACUAGACUACCCAGUAGAACCAGCCAGGCUCACCUGUGUGUGUGUGAGACUAUGUGUGUACUGAGGCCAGAGGGGAGGGCUAGAGAGCAGGGGAGGAGGGGGCCCCUAUACAGUAUCUAUGCACAUUGAUAUAUGCUAUUUCAACCAGACUUAUCUAAUGUAGUCGACUCAAACUGUUCUCUGUUAUAAGCUGCUAACCCUCCCUUAGUCUCCUACACAUGUGGGCUCUCUCUGGUCUCCACAUUCUAAAGAAGCAAAGGAACCAUAACCACUUGAAUCUUCAGAAUCAGAAGAUAUAUAAUUACACUGUUUUGGAUAUUGUACCAUAUGUAUCAAAAGAUUCAUAAAGACUUAAUCGCUCACCUUUGACCAGCAGGGUGCAGUCACGGCAUCAGAUGUGGAUGGUUACAUGGAAGUGACGUGCCCCUAAGUGACCUAUUUUCUGUGGUAACAGAAUUGUUAAUUUCCUCUCUGAAAAUGUGGACUGCAGAAUAGUCCACAACCUUUCUAAACGUAAAAGGCUAGCUACCCUCCCUCCAUCUUUAGACGUGCCCUCACCUCGUGCUCUACACCCUACACCUCUGUGUAAUAUACACAGACAUCCUGUUCAUUGUUUUGUGGUUUUUCUAACUUGAUUUCAUACUGGAAAAUAGUUAUUGUUAUUACGACUACGGUGGUGUUGAUGAAUACUUUCUUGUUAUUUUAUUUGAGUGACUUGUCUGUUUUAAUGCCCCCUAAAUGUAGCUUUAAAACCAGUCUCAAAUCACAGCAAAAGGAGGCGUAAAAAGACAAUUUAGCAGUGCAGGGCUACAUAUGAGGCUGAGAGCAGCCUUGUAAAAUGUGCCCGUUAUUGGAAUGUCCUGCCACCGUUGAGAAAAUGUCAUCUAGAUUGACCACUUGAAGCACUUCUGUGUACAUCCAGUGGUAGUGUUGAGGUUGUCAUUACUUUAAGACUAUUCACAAUAAACAGAGAGUUGUCAGCACUUUGAGAUGAUUUCUCCACGCAUCCUUAAGUAUAGAAUUAUCCCAGGACCUUAAGUCAACCUCACUGAGGCCUUAACCAACCUUCAUUCAAAGUCCCAUUCAGGACAGGGACAGGUAAAGGGGAGAGUACAGUAGGUUCUCCUGGAGGAGGGUGGGGAGGCGGGAAGGGGGAGCUAUGUGGUUAGAGCUGGAGAGAUGGUGGUUUAGGACCGAAACUUCUUCCUGUCACAAUUCAAUGGUCAUUUGUCUUUAUGGACGAGAGACCCUCCCGGUGUCUUGGAAACACUGUUGUACGUAGCUGAUGGACAGUCAGUACAGACACACAGAUGGUGAUGUCUCCAGUUUUAAAAAGAAUGGAUGGAGAAUGAUGUUUAAUGGUGUUCAUUGAAAACCAAACAUUUUAAUGUGUAGUAAUCGUUAUACUAAUUGAAGCACUAACACACAGCCGUUAUAUUGACUUGGCUUGGGAUGUAGGGAAACGUUGAGAUUUGUGAUCUCCAGAUCGCAUUAAUUCAUUAUUUAUAACCCUGGGCAUUUGUCAUGUAUCGUUUUGAUAGAAAUAAUGUCCGCUGUAUACUGCACCUGCAGCCUACUACUCCCCCUCUGGAAGACUGAACGUCUUUCUGCUAGUGAGUUCCACUACAGGGUUCUAGUUGCAAUAACUGUUGCCACGGGGAGGGUUUAAAUAGGAGUGAAGCUGGGAUUCUGUACUGAUGAAUAUCAUUUGAUUCCUCUGAUGGUAAUUUGAUCAUUGAUUUUGGGAGUGGGAUGGGGAGGAGUUUGGAGGGUGAGUGACAAAUGGACUACAUUGAUGUUUUGAUUUGGUGAUAAAUAUUGAGGGUGAGCAGGGGGUGGGAGUUCAACUUUUGUUGCUCUUUCUGGUGUACAUACACAUCCUGCCUGGAGAACCUGUCCAAACUAUAUAGAGCUCAGUCCAAUACCUUGUACCCCUUACAGAUUGUGGUACAGAUAGAGGGUGAAUUUGGUAGGAACUGUCUAAAACCAUAUUUUCUGGGCAGAAUGUGCUUUUCUUCCCAUACAUUUCCCAUCAGGUCUGUCUACAGUGACCGUGCUGCUAGUGGGUGUCUGACUCUGAUCUCAGCUAACUCCAAGUAAAGCCUCUGGGAAAUGGAGUCUAUCCAUGCUCCAAAAGGUUUCAAUCUCUUGACCAAGUAUAGAACCCCUACUAGGAAGAGAUUUGGCCUUACAUUUAUGCUGUCACUCUCUGAUGUUGAAGAGUCUUAAGGGACUCGAAAACGUCCCCUUCUUAUGAAAGUGUCCCUGUCACCUGACGGUACCGGUCACUGUAGCCUGUCCCCUACACCCCAUCUCCUGAUCUGUAAAGUGUAAGAUGUUGGUGACUACCUUUUCUCCAUAAUGGAUGCCCCCCCCCCCCACUCACUCAUGCUCUGCAUCUUUCAUCUUGUGGGUGGGGGAACUGACCUGCAUCAAUCUUUCUUUAGUUUUUGCAAAGCCUUGUCAAGUGCCUCUAGUAAUUUCCUGGAUUUGAAUAAACAAAUGAACCCAUUUGGAACAUGAGCGCUAAUAAAGAGGUGUUGUGUACAAUAAAGAGACUGGUGGUUGGUG
Salvelinus namaycush (lake trout) is the source of this 5429-nucleotide messenger RNA. RefSeq names its product dynamin-2-like. Gene Ontology annotation, cellular component: microtubule; membrane; cytoplasm. Bases 245 to 2863 code for a protein of 872 amino acids. Gene Ontology annotation, molecular function: microtubule binding; GTP binding; GTPase activity. Lineage: Eukaryota; Metazoa; Chordata; Actinopteri; Salmoniformes; Salmonidae. The record is from RefSeq and is a predicted model, not a curated record. The transcript is spliced from 22 exons.